UGGCGCCUCGUCUCCUCAGCGCCGGCGGGAGCUCCGGCGGCGCCGCCUCACGGUGCGCGGGGAGCCGCGGAUGACUGUGCAAAGCUCCAGCGGGGCACGGCGCGGAAUUGGGUCAGCACCGCCGUCAUCGCGGACGUCUGGAAGAUUGUGCCAAGGAAUAAGCCAAGGAAAAGCUUUUUGUAUCCUAGCAUGGCAAAUGAAGAAGAUGAUCCAAUUAUACAAGAGAUCGAUGUGUUCCUGGCCAGAAGUCUGCUGGAGAAGUUGUAUUUGUUUCAGUAUCCAAUUCGUCCAGCUUCUAUGACAUAUGAUGAUGUUACACAUUUAUCAGCGAAGAUAAAACCAAAGCAGCAAAAGGUUGAACUGGAAAUGGCCAUUGACACUUUGAAUCCGAACUACUGUCGCAGCAAAGGAGAACAGAUUGCUCUCAAUGUGGAUGGCACUUGUACAGAUGAAACAAAUACCUAUUCCUCGAAGCUGAUGGACAAACAAACUUUCUGCUCUUCACAAGCUGCAAGUAAUGUUUCCCGCUAUGCAGCUGCUGUUUAUAGAAAAGGUGAACUUCACCUGACUCCACUGCAUGGAAUUCUUCAGCUGAGGCCAAGUUUCACCUACUUGGACAAAGCUGAUGCAAAACACCGCGAAAGAGAAGCUGCUAAUGAAGGUGGUGAUUCAUCCCAGGAUGAAGCUGAAGAUGACGUUAAGCAAAUUACUGUACGGUUUUCCCGCCCUGAGACUGAGCAAGCUCGUCAGAGACGUGUCCAGUCUUAUGAAUUCCUGCAGAAGAGACAAGCAGAAGAGCACUGGGUUCAUCUCCAUUAUUAUGGCUUGAAGGAUAGCCGUUCAGAACACGAGCGCCAGUAUUUAUUCAGCCAAGGUCACGGCCUCGCUGAGAAUACGGAAUUAAUAAAAUCUCCCAGUGAAUAUUUAAUGAUGCUCAUGCCUCCAAGCGUAGAGGAAGAGAAUAGCAAACCAGUGGCUCCAAGCAAUGUGCUUUCUAUGGCCCAGCUGAGAACUUUACCCCUUGCUGAUCAGAUCAAGAUCCUGAUGAAGAACGUGAAGGUGAUGCCAUUUGCGAAUCUGAUGAGUUUGCUAGGCUCUGGGACAGACUCUACAGCAGUUCUCCGCUGCAUACAGCAGGUGGCGAUGCUGGUCCAAGGAAACUGGGUGGUGAAGAGCGACGUGCUCUACCCUAAAGACACUUCCAGUCCGCAUAGUGGAGUCCCUGCAGAAGUGCUUUGUAGAGGGAGAGACUUUGUUAUGUGGAAGUUCACACAGGACCGCUGGGUUGUACGAAAGGAAGUGGCGACAGUUACAAAACUUUGCCCUGAAGAUGUGAAAGACUUCCUAGAGCACAUGUCUGUGGCAAGAAUAAACAAAGGUUGGGAGUUCAUGCUCCCUUAUGAUGAAGACUUUGUUAAGAAGCAUCCAGAUAUAGUUCAGAGGCAACGUAUGCUGUGGAUGGGCAUUCAGGCCAAAUUAGAAAAAGUCUAUAAUCUUGUAAAGGAACACUUGACACCAAAGAAACAAGAGUCACAAUCAGGCCAUCCAUUGCUGGUUUCUGGGGAGCAAAGAGUCAACAUGGCAAAAGCAAAAGUCAAGCAGAAUUAUGGGCAGCUAGAGAAGGAGUUCCAGAAGCAAAAGGCGGAACUGAAAUCAAAUGACACUUCAUCCAAGAUAGACGUUUCCAAUAUCCACAUUAAAGAGGAGCCUGUGAGUGAUGAGGAGCCCAUGGACACCUCGGUGUAUGAAGGCCUGAACAACGGCAUCGUCAACGGCCUCCACGCAGAGGAGGACUCCACAGACUCCCUAAAUGGCCACUUGCCUGGAGGCUGCAGCGAUCGGGUAGCCCAAGAACUGAAGGCAUUUGUGUCCUCAACGUUUAAGAAACAAUUUGUGCUCACCUUGAGUGAGCUUAAACGGUUGUUUAACCUUCAUUUAGCCAGUCUGCCUCCAGGACAUAUAUUGUUCAGUGGCAUUUCAGACAAAAUGUUACAGGACAUGGUGUUAGACAUUGGCUGCAAACAGAUUUUGGUGCCUUUUCCUCCACAGACUGCUGCUUCACCAGAUGAGCUAAAGGUUUAUGCACUUUGGGAAGCCGGUGACAUUUAUGAUCAGCAUCGCCAAGUUUUGCUUGAAAUUUUUUCGAAAAAUUAUCGAGUGCGCAGAAAUGUCAUUCAGAAUCAGCUGAGUCAAGACCUCAACAAGCAGGAGGUGGAUAGAGUGCUAAAGGACUGCUGUGUGAGCUAUGGUGGAAUGUGGUAUCUUAAAGGGACUGUGCAGUCUUGACGGCAGCUGUGGCGGUUUCUGUGCUUCAAAUGCUCUCCUGGAUGAAAGAGGAAACCUGCGGUGGGCGGCACAGACAGUAAUGCUGUGGCCUCAGGAGUGUGGGGCAGGAGCUGACCUACUUUGGGGCAUGUGGCAUUGCAGACAGUCACUGACAUCACAGCACACUCACACAUAUGUUUGCAUGGCCGCCUGGGUGCAGAGAGCAACUAGGAAGACAACACGGGACCCUGUCUGCAGUUUGAUUAGUCUGGGAUUUCUAAUGUAUUUUGCUUCUCCUUCUCUUUCCUUAUAGUAAAAUAAAAACCAUAUACUGACACAGACAUGAUGGAAAAUCAUGGUCUAAUAUUUUAUUUUGUAAGUAAGUGAUGCCAAUAAAUUAAAUUUGUUUACAAACAUCCCAGGUUUUGUUAAAUACCUAGAUGCUCAUGCAUUAGUCUGAGCAUUACAACAGCCCUUCCUUACAACAAGGGUAGUGAUGUUCAUGGGCACAUCAGGGCAGGGAGGGGGGGAUACAAAAUCACUGUCUUUAAACAUUGUAUGACAUAGCAACUGUUCUCACCUGGUGUCUGUAAAAUGAACUGUCUGAAAAAGUACUUACACUUGAAAUAGAUGUGGAACAACUACUGGAUGUCUUAUUGAUGUGGGUUUUGGUUGAUGGAGUUUUUGCCUUACUGUGUGCAAAGGUAAGUGCACCAUGUCCAAGGCAUCCAGCUGCAGUUAUCACACUUGGCAACAAUGUAAAACCUCUAUUUUGUGUAACUUUUUUAAAAAUAAAAUUUUAUCUUGAAGGUCAGCUGUGGCAUCCUGCUGUACUCUGCCUCGUAUUUGCCCAGGAAGAAAUGGAAAUGAUCUUUGCUCCUUUUUGAGCCCAAAGGCUUACAGAGGAAGGAAAGGUAAAGAAUAUUUGCAGAUGUUUGAGGUAGAUGACAGACUGCCUCUUGACUUGCUGUACUUUUCUACUUGCAUCACAUUUUUUAGGACAGUUGUCAAGCUGCAGCCUGUUGCUCAAGAAAUGAUAACUGAGCUGCUUCUGUUCUAUGUUUGUCACUCAAGCUUCACAGCAGUGAGGUAAGGAACACCCCACUGGCAGCUUUAGAGCAGUUACUGUUCAUGGGUUUUGUUUUCUGUAAUUUCCAUCAUAUGAGAAGCUCAAGUAGAUUCUAUUAAUUUCAUCUACUUAUGCUUAGAAAGGGCUAGGUUUUUUUUUGUUUUUUUUGGUUUUUUUUUACUAAAACAAGCAGAUUAAGAUUGGCCUAAGAGUAGCGUGCCAUACUUAGAGCAUUUUGAACUUCUGUGGAAAGUACUUAUUUCUAAACUGCUAAAACUCUACCUUAACUCAUACACUGAGUUUAUUCACUACUGUAAUCAGGCAGUGUUCAAGUUCAGGCAGCUUUUGCAACCUUUGUGCUGGGUGUCCCCAUUGCUGUCGCUUACCUAGCAUGACCCUGUUGCUGUAGCAUUGCCUACAGCUGUGUCCAUAAAGCUUAUCCCUGAGAAAGCCACAGUCUGAGAGAGGUUAUAAAACAGCAGAGCCUUGAAGGUUUUUAUUACAGGGUAUGUACAGUUAAGUGUUAAAGCACACUACAGUACAGCCAGAGCUUAACAAUGGCACAGGUGGUCAAAGGCAGGUUAUGCUACAGAAGAUUUCUGUGGAAAUCUGAGAACAUUCUGGAUAUUUUAAAGGGUAAAAAAUACAUAGAAAGUGCCCUGUUAACCAACAGUAUUAAACCACUGAAGAUCACAUAUUUAAUAAGAAAUUCUAAAGUUGUUUCUACACAACUUCUGGUCCCACGGGUGUGGAUCCCCCACUCCCCAAAGUGAAUAGCAUUAGUAAUAGAGUGCUUGUGACAGCCAGAACACUUAUCUAAAGUUACUGCUUUGCAGUAGAAAGCCUUUAGAUAAUGACAAUCCAAUUGCUAGGGAAGCAGUGACAAUGGCAGAACAGCAGCUCUCCUGCCUUCCCACCCCUCCAACACCCUUUUUGGAACAACACUGACAAACACCACAAGAGAGAAACAAGAAACUACUUCAUUGCCUCUGGCCUUCUAGCACAGACAGGCCUAUUCUUUUCUACUUAGUGUAACUUUUUUAGAAUAAAAAUUUAAUGGGAACUCCAUCUGAGCUAUGUAGUAUAGACCAGAUAAUGCAGCUGCCAUCUGCACAGUUUACUGUUUCAAGAUAAGCACAGAUAGGCAUAAUUACUAGUUACACGUGGAGCUUGACUGGCUUAUUUAUUUGCUUAGAAAAAUAUUUACAACAUUCGGAUUCCCAUUUUUAAAUAGUUCUUAAGAAUGCAAUACAUAUUUUUGAGAAAUUCCCACAAUAUGGAGUCUUAAUACUGCAAAUGAAGGACAACUAUACACAAGCUUAACAGGAUAAAUAAGGCAGACAACUGUAAUAGCAGCAGUUGAACUAAAGCUGAGAAAUUGUCAACACUCUUCCAGCUGUUUGGUAUAUUGCAGCAACUCAGACAGGCAAUAAGGAAGUUCCCAAGAAGAGCUAACCAAAUUAAGCUAUGAGACCCUGUGUAAGAAGGAUGUCACCUUUCCUGGUGCCUUCUUUCUCCUUAAUUGCUUAGCCUUUGUUUUUCAUUCUUCACACUUCAAAGCAGUUCUAAAGAAUGUACUUCUGCAUGUUUGUUUUUCAGAAUUUGAAUACCUAUGAGCUAUUAUUAGGGAGUGGAGAAGGAAAGUAUGAACAGGAACACAGCCCCACAUUUUCAGUAGGAUAUGUUCCAGCAGUCUUGCAUCCAGCCUCCCACCACCCCAUAGGCAGCAUGGAACAGAUUCACUGAAGCUGAUAGUGGAAGCAAUAGGCAAACCUGUAAGAUAAGGCUUUACCUGACCCAUCUCCUUCAAGUGCUUGGAGUUUGUGGUAUGUGAGCUUAAACGCUAUCUCACUGUAUCAAUUCUACUGCUAAAGUUAAAUGACUAAAUUGCAACUUUGUCUUGCCAAAUACACACUAGUAGGUACUUUGUUGGCCUCCCAUAAAAAAAAAAAA
Phasianus colchicus (ring-necked pheasant) is the source of this 5287-nucleotide messenger RNA. It is a transcript of the gene POLR3E, whose product is annotated as RNA polymerase III subunit E. NCBI's taxonomy places the organism in Eukaryota, Metazoa, Chordata, Aves, Galliformes, Phasianidae. Gene Ontology annotation, cellular component: RNA polymerase III complex; nucleus. Gene Ontology annotation, biological process: tRNA transcription by RNA polymerase III. The record is from RefSeq and is a predicted model, not a curated record.